Molecule: messenger RNA, 882 nt
Organism: Closterium sp. NIES-67
Lineage: Eukaryota; Viridiplantae; Streptophyta; Zygnematophyceae; Desmidiales; Closteriaceae
Source: the annotation of a GenBank genome assembly
CAAAUUCAUUGCCCUAGAGCUGCUCCUAGCAGGAAGGUAGGAGAUUAUCGCUGGCAGGGACAGUAUGGCGGAUAGGGACGAUAUCCGCCUCUGGCUUGACGCGGAAGAGCUAGAGCACCGGGAAGUGACGGGGAAUUCGGCAAUCCGGAGAAACGAGGCAGGCGAUGACGACUCGGAGUCGGACCCAUUCCGUGACGGAGGCAGCACAGGAAGGGGUGUGGGGGUGGCCAGGAGCAGCGAGCGCGAGGAAGCGGCGGGAAGCGAGAGAGCAAGCGCGCGGGAAGGAGAUCAGCGGGAAGGCGCGAGGACUGAGGGAGAGAGGGGUGAGGCCGCGGGGGAAGGGACGGAGAGGGGUGAGACGGAGAGGGGUGAGACGGAGAGGGGUGAGACGGAGAGGGGUGAGACGGAGAGGGGUGAGACGGAGCGGGAGGCGGUUGAGCGGCGCAUGGCGGCUGCGACGGUGAUUAUAGCGGAAGAGACAGCUCGCUCUGCAGGGCUGACGGUUCAUGAUGACGUCAUGCAGGCGCUUGUGCACCUAACACUCACAUAUGCAGAGCAACUGGCACGCGACCUGCAGCUGUUUGCCCGGCACGCCAAGAGGAAGAGAGUGGAGCCUGAUGAUGUCAUUCUUUCAGUGCAUCGAAACCAAGCCCUCAUGAAGAAGUUACAAGCACUUGCAAUGGCUCUUGGGGAGGAGAGCAAAGGAGCCAAGGGUGUCAAGUCAACCAAAAAGCAUGGUUGAUAAGGAUACGCAUUUUCUGGGUGGUCUUUCUGAAAGGAGUGGUUGAAAGGCAUGUUCCUAUAACGUUUUGUACUCUGCUAUUGUAUAUAACGUUUGGUGACGUUUGGUUCUAAGAUGGUAAACUUGAUGUGAAAUCAUUU